AGCCGAGCCCGGGCGCCGCGGCCGCGGCUCUGCUCCUCGUGUGCCUGCCCCCGGCCGCAGCCUGCAUGAGCGCGGCCUUCCCGCCCUCGCUCAUGAUGAUGCAGCGCCCCUUGGGAAGCAGCACUGCCUUCAGCAUCGACUCGCUCAUCGGCAGUCCCCCCCCGCCCAGCCCGGGCCACUUCGUCUACACCGGCUACCCCAUGUUCAUGCCCUACCGGCCCGUGGUGCUGCCGCCGCCGCCGCCGCCGCCCGCGCUGCCGCCGCCCGCGCUGCCCCCCGCGCACCCGCACCACCAGAUCCCCAGCCUGCCCGGCGGCUUCUGCUCCAGCCUGGCGCAGGGCAUGGCGCUCAUGGCCACGCUGCCCGGCGGCUUCUCGGCCUCCCCGCAGCACCAGGAGGCGGCCAGGAAGUUCGCGGGCCCGGCGCUGCAGGGCGGCUUCGACAAAGGCGACGGGGGGCCGCCGGACGGCGAGGACGGGAAGCCCUUCCUGGGCAAGGACGGCGCCCUGCUCGCCUUCUCCGCCGCGGACGCCGUGCAGGCGUCGCUCGUGGGGGCUGUCCGGGCGCAAGGGAAAGAGGACUCGAAAGCGGAGGACGACCCGAAAGGCAAGGAGGAAAGUUUCUCCAUGGACAGCGAUCUCGAUUACAGCUCGGACGACAACAUCACCAGCCAGGCGGCUCACAAAGAAGAGGACUCUGGCAACGCGCUGGAAGAGAACCCCCAGAGCACAAACUCCUCCAACAACACCACGUCCACGGGCAAAAACAGGAGGAGGAGAACAGCCUUUACUAGCGAGCAGCUGCUGGAGUUGGAAAAGGAAUUUCAUUGCAAAAAGUACCUGUCUCUGACAGAGAGAUCUCAGAUCGCCCAUGCCCUCAAACUCAGUGAAGUGCAGGUCAAAAUCUGGUUCCAGAACAGAAGAGCCAAGUGGAAAAGGGUGAAAGCAGGUAACGCCAACUCCAAGACAGGAGAGCCCUCCAGAAACCCCAAGAUCGUGGUACCCAUUCCCGUCCAUGUCAGCAGAUUUGCCAUCAGAAGUCAGCAUCAGCAACUAGAACAAGCCAGACCCUAAUCCGCUUCCCUCUUUUCCCCCCCCCCUCUCAGAUCCAAAAGUUUUGGAUCAAAAGCUUUGAAAUUGGGUUUAAACAGUAAACCACAAAAAAAAAGACAUUGAUAUGAAACUUGCCACAUAUCGAGCAAAGCGAAAAUUUAUGAAUAAAGAGGUUUUAAAGCUGUGUUUUGGUUCCCAGCGGGAGUACCAGGCCCUUGAAGAGAGACACAACAAAUAUUUAUUAUGCUGUCCUACUUUGUACAUACAGUGCUGGAUCUCGGCUGCAGUAUUUGGACUGUGAUGGGACAAAUGACUAGGCACACCAAGUCUUUACAUUCCCGAAGAAAACCACCACCACCACCAAACUGCAGUACAUAUUAACCACCUUUUGGUUUUUGUUUCUUACCGUUUUGAAGGUAAAAAAAAAAAUGAAACAAAACUAAGAGUAUUUUUUUGUUGUUUGGGUUGGCUGAGUGGCAGUCACUUGGGUGAAUUUUUUAAUAUAUAUAAAUAUAUAUAUUAUUUUUUUGCCUGGCUUUCUGUCGAGAUUUGGUUGCUUAUUCUAUUAAGCCAUGUUUUUUGUUUUGUUUUUUUUUUUAAAGCACGAUCCUCUCUAUUGUGUUUAAUUUAUUUCAAUGUAGCUGGUUUCAUUAUAAGUUAUGAAUUUUAAAAGCAAACUCAGUCUUGUGAAUAAAAACAAAGAAACAAAAAAAAGCAAAAAAAAAAAAAAAAGCAAUUGAACGACUAUUCUGUACAAAUUUUCGACGAAUCCCAGUGUCCUGGGAAGAUUUUAAC
This is a messenger RNA of Alligator mississippiensis (American alligator), 1847 nucleotides long. It is a transcript of the gene GBX2, whose product is annotated as gastrulation brain homeobox 2. Lineage: Eukaryota; Metazoa; Chordata; Crocodylia; Alligatoridae. Gene Ontology annotation, cellular component: nucleus. The record is from RefSeq and is a predicted model, not a curated record. The transcript is spliced from 2 exons. Gene Ontology annotation, molecular function: DNA-binding transcription factor activity, RNA polymerase II-specific; RNA polymerase II transcription regulatory region sequence-specific DNA binding. Bases 66 to 1073 code for a protein of 335 amino acids. Gene Ontology annotation, biological process: regulation of transcription by RNA polymerase II; regulation of nervous system development.